CCUAUUGUUGUGCUGCAGUUGAUCAUUAGUUCGAUCUCUGUUCUUAUUCAACAGUGUGAAUAAAGCAUUUACAGUAUGAGUCACUGCGGCCAGAUGCAGAUGUUGCAUUACUGCCGGUCCGUCAUGCGCGUGCCAGUUCAGGACAGAUGUGCUUCAUCACAACUUCUCCAGGAGGAGUCUUCAUCUGAUCGCUCUCGGGCGGUGGGUCUGUAGCCCCGCCUCCUGCAGCUCCAUCUAUAUUUAUAGGUUAUUGCUACAGUAGUCAGUCAGCCAGUGUAACAGUCAUCUGCUUUCACACCGGACUCAAACGCAUCUCAGGCUGUCAGUGGAGAUCCAGACAGGAGCAGCAUGACUGAGACUCACUCCGAGCCGACUCAAGACGCCGCGCAGACGGACGCGCUGAAUGACGCGGACGCGCCGGAGGAGAAGCAGGAGAACGGCGCCUGUAAACUCUCCGAGAGCGAGGAGAAAGCGCCGGCGGAGUUCGAGCCCCCGGAGGGCGGCUGGGGGUGGGUGGUGAUGCUGGCCUCCAUGUGGUGCAACGGCUCGGUGUUCGGCAUCCAGAACGCGUUCGGUAUCUUGUUCGUGUCGCUGCUGAAAGAGUUCGGCUCCGAGGACGACGACGACCUCCGCUUCAAAACAGCAUGGGUCGGCUCUCUCUCGAUGGGCAUGAUCUUCUUCUGCUCUCCGAUCGUCAGUGUGUUCACCGAUCUGCUCGGGUGCCGGAUCACGGCUGUUGGAGGGGCUGCGGUGGCGGUCGUGGGACUUUUGGCCAGUUCAUUUGUCACGUCUCUCGGGCCAUUAUACUUCACCUAUGGCAUAGUCUUUGCAUGCGGCUGCAGUUUUGCGUAUCAGCCGAGUCUGGUGAUCCUGGGUCACUACUUCAAGCGGAGACUGGGCCUGGUGAACGGCAUUGUGACGGCGGGCAGCAGCGUCUUCACCAUUACGCUCCCGUACAUGCUGUCAGGCCUGCUGAAGCGCAUAGGGCUCUACCACACGCUGCGCGUGCUGGCCAUCUUCAUGUUCAUCCUCAUGCUGGCGGGACUCACCUACAGACCCCUCCUUCCCAAACCCGUCAGCAGCAGCAAGUCAGGCAGCCGCUGUCCCGCGCCCAACAAGGUGUUUAACGUACACAUCUGGAGGUCUCUUGGAUACCGCAUAUGGGCCUUUGGCAUCCCUGCGGCCCUGUACGGAUACUUUGUGCCUUAUGUUCAUCUGAUGAAGCAUGUAGAGGAGCGCUUCGGACAGGACGCUAACAAAGAGGUUCUGCUCAUGUGUAUCGGGAUCACGUCUGGAGUGGGUCGUCUCAUCUUCGGCAGAGUGGCAGACUAUGUGCCCGGAGUCAACAAAAUCUUCCUGCAGGUGUCUUCGUUCAUGGUGAUCGGCGUGAUGUCCAUGAUGAUUCCUCUGUGUCAUGUGUUCGGCGGGCUGAUCGCCGUGUGUCUGCUCAUGGGCCUGUUCGACGGCUGCUUCAUCUGCAUCAUGGCUCCCAUCGCUUUUGAGUUGGUCGGCUCCCAAAACGUGUCGCAGGCCAUCGGUUUCCUCCUGGGCAUGAUGUCCAUCCCCAUGACCGUCGGGCCACCCAUUGCAGGGUUCCUGAGAGACCGUCUGGGCGACUAUAACGUGGCGUUUUACCUUGCUGGCAUUCCUCCGCUCAUCGGCGGGGCCGUGCUGUGUGUGAUCCCGUGGGUGGAGGCCCGGAAAAAGAGGAAGGAGGCCAACGCCACGGCCGAAACCACAGAGAAGAUGCUGGAGCACAAGAGCGCCGCACAGGACGGCAAGACCGAAGACCCUGAAUCUGUCAUCUGAGGAACCUGCGGGUCGGACAUUCACAGCGCAGAGACUGUCAGAUGUGUGUGUGAGCGAGCGUGUGUGUGUUCAGAUGGUUUAUGUGAUUUUAUAUCCCUGCAGGAACUGCCAUCAAACAGAGCUUCUACGUGAAUGAGAUUUUUGAGCUAUACAUCUUUAAGAGAGUUUCCUAUAAUAUUUUUGUACUGAACUUUUAGGGUUUAAAAGGGAAAUGGUGUAACAUGAACAAUCAUUCAUGAAGAAGGGAAGCCCUGAAACCUUCAUCCUGAGAGGAGAUUCAUAGGAUCUUAUUUUAACCAAAGUAUGCGUAUCUUUAUUCUCAUAAUCUAGCUUGUUUUACAUCAGACUAUAAUAUUAAUGAUAUUGUUUUAAAUGGGAAAGUCAGCCAUAUGUAUUCAUUUCUUCCUGUUCUGGAAAGAUUUGAAGGAUGUUUUUGCAGAUGAGCGCUUUAUCAGAGGAGAUGCCAUGUGUUAUAUGCAAUUAUCUAAGAUAUAUUUCCACUGAGGAAUAACAUUGAGGAAACUUUGAUGUGAAGUCCAGAUAGAAAUGAUCAUACAAGCAAAGUGAAUCUGUUAAAGUGCCUUGUUUUGGUCUGAUGAAGGUGUCGAAGCAUCCCAAUGUUCUCCUCGAGCGCCUGUGAGGAGCGAAGCGUGUUUUAUGGCAUCUGUGUUUGAACAUUUACAUGUGCAGAUUUCAGCAUAUUAGUAUUGAAAUGAACUGGGAUUGUUUUCUAUACAGUGAAGCUGAAAUGUUAUUUUUUUUUUUUUUAUCAAUGUUAUAAAAUCUGUAGUGUUCAUUGGUUAGAUUGAGCCAAACUGCCAUUUUGAUCUCAGAGUUUUCCACAUUUACUGCCAUCGAGGCCUUGACUGAAAAAUGAAACACGUAUGCACAAUCAUUUUAUUUUAUCACUUUUUAGUAUGAAUGUCCUCUGAUUCCUAGUCACAUACGUGACACAUAUGGCAGCGUGUGUCCUCAGGACAGUCGUCAGAUGAUCAGAUGAUCAGUCCAUUGAUCCAUAGGAGUAUUAAUCUGGUCCUGUGAUCUACCUCAUUUGACAUUAGUCUUCAAAUGUUUCUCUGAGGAUCAUAAACUCAGCUUCACCAAGUGCUCGUGUAACCUCUCACGUAUCCCAUGUUUCUUCUGUGUUAUUCUUUUGUAUUUUUAUGAGUAUUAUCACUUGUGUUUCACAAAUGUAUUGCAACAACCUUUAUAAGUGCCUUGACAAUAAGAUUAUUGGACAGAUGAACAGGUUCCAAACAAUGUAUUUCAUUCGUUUCAGUAGAAAACAAAAUUCAUAUUUCACAGGACAAAGCUUGAUCUUUUCUGACACUCAGUAGCGAUAAGUGUCUCUUAACUUCAUUGCUUUAUUAAAUUCUCUUUGGUUUGAAAACUUUUCCAUGUUUUAGGGGAAAAUGAUCUUUUUUACUUUUUGUACAUGGUCAUUUUUGUAUAUAUUUUUUUUAAUUUAUACUGUUCAUGUAAAUCAUUGUUGCACACCAAACCAGAAAAGGCUCUGCUUCAUGUAACCUCAUAUUUUGAAGUAUAAAUAUGGACUGGUUUUGAUGAGAGCUGCAGUGAUUUACUCAGGGUAAUACUACAUGUAAAAUAACUUUAUCUCCAGGCCUCAGCUAAACACCAAAAUGACUAACUUCAGUUCUUGAGGAAUUUAUUGUCCAUCUAUUUGUGAUUGUAACAUUUAAAAAAUACAUUUACUGAAUAAGUACCAAAGGAAAUAUGGUUGCACUUUAUUUUAUAGUAUGUGCACUUACAGUGUUUUUACCCUGUUAUUGUAAUGACGACACUGAGUUCACAGUAUCUACAUGCAGCACGGGACUGUAAAAUAAAGUGCUACCAAAAAAUAGUUUAAUAAACUUUUAGUCUUAUGAAAACAUUUCUCUAUGUGUAUAAUCUCAAUGCAGAUGGUUGAAUACAUGUUAUGAUUCUGCAGUUUCAUUUUAGACACCUUGAUCUGAUGACUUGCAUGAUUUUAGCUUCUGUUAUAUUUUGUUGUACGUACAACAACUUGGUAUAAAUAAAUACGACAAUAAAGAAAACAUUUAUUAAUUUUA
Messenger RNA from Ctenopharyngodon idella (grass carp), 3878 nucleotides. RefSeq names its product solute carrier family 16 member 10 (gene slc16a10). The coding region runs from base 349 to 1809 and encodes 486 amino acids. Gene Ontology annotation, biological process: transmembrane transport. The record is from RefSeq and is a predicted model, not a curated record. Gene Ontology annotation, molecular function: monocarboxylic acid transmembrane transporter activity. The transcript has 6 exons. Lineage: Eukaryota; Metazoa; Chordata; Actinopteri; Cypriniformes; Xenocyprididae.